Messenger RNA from Hippocampus zosterae (dwarf seahorse), 3079 nucleotides. It is a transcript of the gene ccm2, whose product is annotated as CCM2 scaffold protein. Lineage: Eukaryota; Metazoa; Chordata; Actinopteri; Syngnathiformes; Syngnathidae. The coding region runs from base 563 to 2173 and encodes 536 amino acids. Gene Ontology annotation, biological process: heart development; vasculogenesis. The transcript is spliced from 10 exons. The record is from RefSeq and is a predicted model, not a curated record.
CGGCCAGCCACUCGCUUACUUCUACUGUUUGGCUAGCAUGCUAACCCGCUCUAGCUCGCCGAACCAGGUGGGUUUGACGCCAAAAUUAGUCCCGGAGCUAUCAUGACGUCUCUCUGGUACCAAAUAAACCAGCAUUAGAAACACGAGAGUGUACAGCAUGAAUGAGUCAUAUUCCGCUCAUAAAUUAAAUGCGUUCAAUCGAUUAUGGCUCGUCGGUCGUCCAUGAUAGUGAUGUCAUGCGUCCUGCACUUCUCGUUUGUGCCACUCGAGGGCGAUAGUAAGCUGUGCUAAUUGCAGAGUAGGCGACGUUGCCUUCAUCACGCAUUUAUUCUCCAGUCUCUCUCGGAUCGAAAAUAACAGUUCGACCUUUUGCCGUUUGGUUAAACGACAGCCCGUGGAUUCGGUACGACGAGUAAACGUCAGAGUAUGAACGUUAAAAGCAAGAAGCGAUUCUCCUUGAAGCGACACGAACAAAAGCGUGAAGAUUAUUUGGUUCCGAUGCGGCUCAGAAACGGGCUCGGAUCGAACAGCUGCGAGCUCGCCUUUCUCUAGCGAGCAUACAAUGUUAAUGCACCUGCCGCGCGAAGCCACCCGGUGUUCAAUAAUGCAGCGUUGCCCCGUCGUCGAGGUUGAGCGCCGGUGUCAUCAUCACAGGAUGCUGCGGCGGUCCACUUCCUCCCCAGGCAACGUCUUCCCUUUUCUGUUGUUGUGCCUCGCGCGUCUCGCCCUGAGACAUACGCGUAAAGUUCGAAGAGUAAACGACUUCAACAAUCACGGGAAUCCGCUGGCAUUUGGUUGCAUGGAGUACGAGCCUGGGAUCGUGUCGCCCUUCAAGCGGGUCUUCCUGAAGGGCGAAAAGGGACGGGACAAGAAGGCGCAGGAGAAGUCCGCGGAGCGCCGGGCACUCCACACGGUCUCUCUCUCGCAACCCGACCACCGCAUCGACCCCGACAUCCUGCUCAAUGACUACAUCGAGAAGGAAGUCAAAUAUUUGGGACAGCUGACAUCGGUGCCGGGAUACUUGAACCCAUCGAGCAGGACCGAAGUCCUCCAGCUCAUUGACACUGCAAGAAAGACGCAUCAGUUGGCGGGCCAGCUGACGUCGGAGCAGGACGCCGUGGUGAGCUUGUCGGCCUACAACGUCAAGCUGGUGUGGCGCGACGGCGAGGACAUCAUCCUGAGGGUGCCCAUCCACGACAUUGCCGCCGUGUCCUACAUCCGGGACGACUCGUUGCACCUCGUCGUCAUCAAGACGGCCCAGGAAUCCGGAGGCUCUCCGUGUCCCAGCUCCUGUCCCGAUCUCAACAAAUCUCAGACGCUAAGCUCUUUGUCGGAGAGCGGGGCCGUGCUGGUGGAAGUGUGCUGUCUGCUGGUCCUCGCCGUUGACGACAAAGCAGCCGCCGAGGAGCUGUGCCUGCUGCUCAGCCAAGUCUUUCAAAUCGUCUACACCGAGUCCACCAUCGACUUUUUGGACAGAGCCAUCUUUGACGGAGCCACCACGCCCACCAGACAUCUUUCCCUCUACAGCGAUGACUCGUCAAGCAAAGUGGACAUGAAAGAAGCCUUUGAAGGCGAGGCCAGCCCUUUUCCAUUUCAGGCAUCGAUGGAAGCGGACGGCAGCUCCCCGUCGGCUUCUGGGCCCGCCUCCCCUCAGGCCAAGGCGGCGAGCGAAGGGGAGCUCAGCGCCACGGCCGCCGAGCUGCUCCAGGACUACAUGACCACGCUGCGCACCAAGCUGUCCUCGCAGGAAAUCCAGCAGUUUGCCGCGCUGCUGCACGACUACCGCAACGGCUCCUCCAUCCACGAGUUCUGCAUUAACCUGCGGCAGCUCUAUGGGGACAGCCGCAAGUUUCUUCUGCUCGGCCUCCGUCCUUUCAUCCCCGAGAAGGACAGUCAGCAUUUUGAGAACUUCCUGGAGACCAUCGGCGUCAAGGACGGCCGCGGCAUCAUCACCGACAGCUUCGGCCGCUACCGGCGGGUGGCCGACUCCGACUCUGCCGCCGAUGGCGCGGCGGGAAGCGGCGGAGGGAGGGAUGGCGCCGCCUCAGAUGAGGGCCCGGAGGAGGGCGGGGAGACCUCGGAGGGCGACGAGUGGGACCGCAUGAUCAGCGACAUCAGCAAUGACAUUGAAGCGCUCGGCUGUAGCCUGGAAGGCGAAGGCGCCGCGCCGUAACGCCUCGGACUCGAUUGAUGGACGGCGUCGUCAUACUGAAGGUUAGAAGUCAUAUGAAGUCAAGCAAGUGCACUUAGGCUGACACGCGGUCAAUCUCUCGUCAUUUUUCUACUCGCUUAUCGGCAGUAUCUGCCAACGCUGUCGGCAAUGUAGCGACAACCCCUUCCUCACCACUGUAUCGAAUCAUCUUGUAUUUGGGGGCCAGCCCCCCCGCCCCAUGUAAGUGUUUGUUUUUGUUCUUUUUAGUAGCGUGCAACGUACCCCCUCUCGUUCACCAUUUUUGGAGGGAUUUUGAAACCAUCAUUCAUUUUGUGCUCUCUGAAACGGCCUAACGACCAAAUCAAGCCGUCACUUCGUCAAGCUUGGUUGAACGUCUUCGUUCGAGCUUGACUGGUUCACUGCUUCGGCGGCUUGCCAAAGAAAACUCUGAGAAAGUGAACAUUGGAUUGUGGCGGUGAUGUUCUCACCAAAUUCAAGGACUUGGAAUCGACACCAAAGUGUUGUAAGCAGUAUCCCGGGCCAUUUGCGCCCCCUGUAGCCCACGAUCAGACAUGACAGGCCUGAACAGAUGGAACGCACCUCGCACAAUUAGCGUGCGUUGAGAACGUUUUUCAAAAUAAGUUACGAUGUGUUCCAAGCGUCUGGGGGGGGGGGGGGGUUGACACCACUUUGAAAAAUGGGUUCUUGAAAUCAUGGAUUUGAUGAACCGCUUUAGUGGAACGGUCCCGAAUGACGGUCCCAUUCGAUGUCCUCUGCGAUUUUUAAAAAGGGUGCACGUUUAAUCAGGAACGAAAUGUCACCGCAAAUGCCUAAAGACACCAGAUGUGGAAAAACACACUGUCCUUUUUUUCGUGUGCCAAGUGCAAUAAAUGAACAGAAAAGUGCUGCCAGCACUGACCAAAUGAA